Misgurnus anguillicaudatus (oriental weatherfish) is the source of this 3266-nucleotide messenger RNA. The record is from RefSeq and is a predicted model, not a curated record. Lineage: Eukaryota; Metazoa; Chordata; Actinopteri; Cypriniformes; Cobitidae.
AGUAGGCGUGUUCGAUUUCAUAGGGCCCUGCGCAGACAUAUUCAUAUAUGACAUCACGAUACCGCGAGAGCGAUUCGAGAGCUUCGCUUUCGAAUCCCUCUCGCGGUACUGUGGUAUCAUACGUAGGUCAGACAGUCAUCGUAAUGUCAGAUGAAGUCGAAUACCCCAAAUGAAAGCAAGCAAAAUCUCUACAUCUGAAGACGACAGAGAGAAGAAGGAAGGAAAAUCUGAUGUUAUGGCAUCUGAAGGGGAAUAUAGAUGGAAUAUGUGGGCUUUUGUUGUGCUUCUGUUAGCUGUUACCGCAGCUCACGUGACAAAUGCAUCUCGCCUUCAUCGCAAGAUAUCCGUAUUGAAAAUGGACGAGGCAGCGCUGUCGGUCAUAAAUGAAAUCAAUGAUGAGAUGAUUCUCUUUGUGCUUUCUGAUCACUGUUACCAGUGUUUACCCCAGCCACUGGGACUAGUACCUGCAGGGCCGGGUCCUGGGACCCCUACUACUGUGGGAUUCACUGUUGGCACCCAGCACGCUCUGACAUUGCAGCUUAACAGCACACCUGUCAACAAGGAGCUAUGCAAGGUUCACUUUCACUUUGGGGAGCAGGGGAACUAUUCACUUUGGGUGAAGAACCUAGACGAAUCAUCGCAGGUUAGCUGUAAUAUGGUGACUGAUAAUGAGCCUGUCAACAGCUUCCUGCCCAUUUUGUUUGCUUUUCUGGUAUUUGCUGGAUUGAUUGCAUUAUCUACCAUCUGGAAAACAGUUAGAAGUCUGGAUGCUGUGAGGAAUUUACUCCUUCGCUUGGGGAGCGCAAUAGAGGCGGAGAGACUGAUAAAUUCGGAACUCGGCAGUCCUAACAGAUUAUCUGACAACUCGACAGAGUCGAUAAUUCCAGCAACCGCAGGGCGGAGGCUUCGCUCUUUGGACACUUUCCGUGGCCUGUCUUUGAUCAUUAUGGUGUUUGUCAACUAUGGAGGUGGACGCUAUUGGUUCUUCAGACAUGAGAGUUGGAAUGGUCUCACCCUGGCUGAUCUUGUGUUUCCGUGGUUUGUGUUCAUUAUGGGAACAUCUAUCGGCCUGUCCUUGAGCGGAUCAUUGCGCAGAGGCGUUAGGCGCACUCAUCUGCUGAGGAAGAUUUUCUGGAGGAGCCUACAACUCUUUCUCAUUGGAGUGAUUAUCAUCAAUCCAAACUACUGCCAAGGACCUUUGUCUUGGGAUUCGCUGCGCAUUCCUGGUGUAUUACAGCGCCUCGGCUUUACAUAUCUUGUCGUUGCUGCUUUGGAUCUUGCAGUUGCCCAGAACCGUCUCACAAAUGAGUCAAGUGAAUCAUGCUGGUACUCUCUGCAUGAUAUCUUUCUCUACUGGCCCGCAUGGCUAUGUGUGAUUGCCUUUGAGAUAGUGUGGCUGUGUUUGACAUUCCUUCUUCCAGUGCCGGGCUGCCCAACUGGUUAUUUGGGUCCAGGUGGCAUUGGCAACUACGGCCAGUAUCCAAACUGUACCGGGGGAGCCGCAGGUUACAUCGAUCGCUGGUUACUCGGAGAGAACCAUAUUUACCAAACACCUUCAGUACGGGUUGUUUAUCAGUCUCCCGUGCCAUUUGACCCAGAAGGAGUUUUGGGAAGCAUCAACUCCAUAUUGAUGGCUUUUUUGGGUCUUCAGGCAGGAAAAAUUCUUCUACAUUACAGAGAUCAGCACAGACAAAUAAUGACACGAUUUUUGACGUGGGCAUUCCUGCUGGGGAUCCUGUCGGCUGUGUUGACUAAGUGCUCCACCAACAAAGGGUUUAUUCCUGUAAAUAAAAACCUAUGGUCUUUGUCCUAUGUGACAACUCUUAGCUGUUUUGCCUUUGUGCUUCUCAUGGUCUUUUACUACAUGGUGGAUGUCAAGAAGUGGUGGUCUGGAACGCCUUUCUUUUACCCCGGUAUGAAUUCAAUCUUGGUGUACGUGGGUCAUGAGGUGUUUGAAGAGUACUUCCCCUUUCGCUGGAAAAUGGCCAACAGCCAAUCACACGCUGAGCAUCUGACACAGAACCUCCUGGCCACCUCCAUAUGGGUGCUCAUUGCCUACCUGCUCUACAGAAAGAAGAUCUUCUGGAAGAUUUAAAAGCGUAUUUCCGUCCUGCAGAAAGGACCUGCACUUUGUUUUCUUUGGUCAUUUAGAUAGUUCUAGAUUUAGAGAAUCAGCAAAUUUCUGCACAUCUGCGCCUCGUUCGCAAGACAAAAUCCCACACAGGAUCCAGAAAUAGAACUUGAUAAAUAUAGGAGAACGGCAGAAGGAAAGAACAAAAGGGGUGAGAUCACGUGGCAUUACCAGGACAUCUCUGUGGACUUGGUCAGGCUAUCGAAAUGAAGGCCAAAGGCAGAUUCUUCUCUGAUUUCUAAUUCAAACUGCAAGUUUACCAUGUUAUACACAGAAAGCAGUGCGAAUAGUUUCUAAAUUGAGAGCCUAGAUAAGGCUGCAAUUUAAUUAGGUUUGAUUAAAGUACUGAUUUAUGCUAUUGUGUAACUAAAGAAAAUGUGGAAAAAAGAAAAAUGCCAAAACAAAUUGGAAAGGUUUUCCAUCAAGGUCUUCAAAACCUACAAAAAUGAUCAAAAUAUUAGUAUAUAGUGUUAUUGUUAUUUUUUUAAUGUAAUGAAUAUUCUAAACUGUUUUAAGUUUUUUUUAACUGAUGUGUACUUGCUUGCUUUUUGCAUGUUGUUACUGUUAUUUCAUUUUAGCCUGUGAUGAAAGUACUGUAUCUCAGUUAAAAGGUUGUGUGUUUCUGAAAGUGGAAGAAAGUCCUACGUUCUUAAAAACUCAGGAGAUUUGCACAGCUCCAGGUGCCAAAAAUAGUACACUUCUCAAAUGUGUUGGUUCUCUAAAAAAAUCCAUGCUUAUUAUAUAUUACUACAUAAAUCUAAUCACAGUUAAACAUUAUCACUAAUAUACACUAGUCAACAUUUGAGUGAAUCAAAACCUUUCAUAAAAGUUGAAUUAAAACCAGUACCCAAUACCCGUUCUUCUCUUAGGGCAACUUUAAUGAGCUUUUAUGAUUUACUUCAAAUGUUGACACUAUUUCCCUUAACUGUUGCUGCUUGUAAAAUGUUUGAGAAGGGAAAAUAUUAAUGUAUACUAUAUAUUGCAAGUUUACAUAAUCAUUGCUUUUAUGAUUUAUAAUGGAUAUUUUACAGAUGUAUGUAUUAUUUUAUCAUUUCUUUAUACAUGUAGCUGUUAAUUUUAUAUUUUGAAUUUUUGGGGAGAAUAAAACAUUUUACCAUAAGAUACAUUUACAUUA